AUGGGUUUUCUUGGCAUCUUGGAGACGGUAUCCACCGGCGUACCCGGGACUUUGAAGCUGGAUGAACGUCCUGCCAGCGACAUCUCCUUGGAAGAAACCAUUCAUCUGAAGCAUGGCAACGGGAAGUAUGCACACAUUGUCCUUGCACCGCAGCCCUCCGACGACUUCAACGAGCCUCUGAACUGGCACCCGCUGAAGAAGUUGACGGCGACAUUGAUCGUUGGCUUCGGAGCAUGUCUCUACGCAGCUGUAUAUGGACGACUGCUAGACGCCGGAAAUGUGCAGGUGGCUGCAGACCUUCAACGCCCUCUACAGGACAUCAUCAGAACAAGCGCCUGGCAACUGCUUAUUGCCGGUGCUCUCGGACCUUUUGUUUCGGCAGCUGCGCGAAAGUUCGGGAAACGCCCAGUGUUCAUCCUCUCGUCAAUCUUCGGACUCACAGGCUCGAUCGUUGGCGCAACAGCCACAAGUUUUGACGGCUUCCUCGCGGCAAGACUCAUUCAGGGUGUGUCCAUGACGGCCUACGAAUCCCUGAUCGCCUCGAUGCUUGGCGAUCUGUAUUUUGUGCAUGAGCGGGGAUUCUAUGUGGCCAUAGUCGGGUUCGUACUGGCUGUCGUAGCAAACCUGGCUCCAACUGUCUGUGGACCCAUCACAUACAAACUGGGCUGGAGGUACCUCUUCUACUUGUGCAUUGCAUUUAGCGCGUGCCAGCUGAUCCUCCUGGUUUUGUUCGUGCCGGAAACGCAAUACCACCGUUCUGGGAAUUCAUCAACUACGUCUUGCUCUGAUACAGACACAUCGGGGGAAGUGGUUACCGGGUCGGUUCAGAAGGACAAGGCAACCUCUAGUGAUUCGGAAGAGGGGCUCCAAGCGUCUGAGUGGUCUUCCCAAGACGCUCCCAAGAAUUCUUUCUGGCGCGGACUGGCCGUUUUCAAUGAGACCUAUUGCAAGGAAAACCUCGUCCAGCUCCUGGUGGGCCCGUUUGCGGUCUGCAUGAACCUCGCGGUCUUCUGGUCUGUCCUCGUGUCCGCCUUCUUGACGGCGACGUACGUCGUGCAGGGUGAGUAACGACUCCGUGUCUGGAGGAGUCUCAGUUGUGAUGCAACAUGGCUGAUAGCAUACAGCGUCGUUGAUGGCCCAGAUCUUUGCAGCUCCGCCGUACCUGCUGAACGCGGCGGGAAUCGGCUACCUCUUUCUCGGUCCGUUCAUUGGCGGAGUUCUCGGCUCGAUAGCUUUCGCCAUGCUCAUGGACCCAAUCGUCAGGUACUGCUCCAGGCGAAACGCGGGAAUCUAUGAGCCCGAGUACCGACUUCUGGGUCUCAUCGCUGGCGUACUGGUCGGCGGUGGUCUCCUAGGAUUCGGAAGGCUGGCCCAAGACGGGAAGAGCUACUACAUUACCGCCACGAUGCAAGCCUUGGCUAUGUUCGGCGAGGUGACGGCCAACGACAGCCUGUACGCCUACGCGCUGGACGCUUUCGGCGGCCUGAGUGACGAGAUCUUCGUGGUGAGCAUGGUGUUCAAGAACCUAGCCUUCUUCGGCUUUAGCUAUUUCGUCAGCUCGUGGACUGCUUCGGCCGGCCCAGCAGAGGUGUUCGAUGUGUUUGGAGGCAUCUCGUUGGGUGUCGUCGCGUCGGGCGCUGUGGUCUUUGUCUAUGGAAAGCGGUACCGUGCGUACUGGGCUGAGCACAAUCUUGUCGAGCUCUUCCAUGUCACAAAAUCCGCUGCAUGGUAA
Molecule: messenger RNA, 1732 nt
Organism: Lecanosticta acicola
Lineage: Eukaryota; Fungi; Ascomycota; Dothideomycetes; Mycosphaerellales; Mycosphaerellaceae
Source: the annotation of a GenBank genome assembly